Messenger RNA from Aplysia californica (California sea hare), 4542 nucleotides. RefSeq names its product ATP-binding cassette sub-family A member 3. The record is from RefSeq and is a predicted model, not a curated record. Lineage: Eukaryota; Metazoa; Mollusca; Gastropoda; Aplysiida; Aplysiidae. Gene Ontology annotation, cellular component: intracellular membrane-bounded organelle; membrane. Gene Ontology annotation, biological process: lipid transport; transmembrane transport. Gene Ontology annotation, molecular function: ATP hydrolysis activity; lipid carrier activity; ATP binding.
UCGAGCCUCUGAUGUUCUGAAGGAAAGAGUGCGAGCAAAUAUGAUUCAAAUUACGAAAGGGAUGGUGACUGAUGGCUUCAAGAGAGCGGUAACUGGGACAAAUAAUUAACUGCUGACGUUAUAGCGGCUUGGAUCCCUUCUCGGUCAAGGAUUCUGCGAAGCGACCAUGUUCUUCACCCAAGUCCUGCUGUUGCUCUGGAAGAACUUCAUCCUCCACUUCCGGAAGCCGCUGAUGACCUUCCUGGAAUGUCUCCUGCCGACUCUCUUCGCCUUCGUCAUCCUCACGCUGCGUUUCACCUCGGAGAAGGAGACCAAGGCGGCCAUAGACUACCCGGUCAUGCCCGAGAGAGGGCGGCUCUCUGUUCUCGGCUUUCUGCCGGAGAGUCCGGCAACGACUGACGUCAUCCGGAGAGCGCUGGACAUACACUACGAGGGCAGGACGCCACCUGGCAUGUACCGCGGGUUCGCCGUGGAGAAAGAGGCUGUGGCGUAUUUCGAGGAGAACUCGGACACCAUGACUUACAUCAUCAAGUUCCUCGACAUUCAGGAAACAGACCAAACGCUGCCCAAACACGCUCGCUAUCUGAUCAGACCGUACCGGAAAAUUAACCAGAUCUGGCACACUGGCGACGUGUUCCCGUUUGAGAAGCUGCAAAUUCCUCGGAACGAUAUGGGAGUCGAUGAAGCUGAUGGGCAUGGGUCUGCCGGCCUACUGGCUGUCCUGGUUCCUCACCUGUUUCUUCUGCCUGAUGCCCUCGCUCAUCCUGUACACCGUGAUUCUCGGCGUGGACGUGAGCGGCAAGGGUUCGGUUCUCCCCCACAGUGACCCGAGCAUCGUGUUCGUGCAGCUGUUGUGCUACAGCCUGGCUCUCAUCUCCUUCACCUUCAUGAUCAGCUGUUUCGUGCAGAAAGGCAACGACGGGGCAAUCGCCGCUGGCCUCCUGUUCCUGAUCGAGUACGUGCCCUACGAGAUCCUCAGCCCCAAGUACAAAGCUCUCUCCUGGAACAAGAAAAUGGCGUCCUGCUUGCUCUUCAACGUGGCUCUGGGACUCACCAACUUCAACAUAGUGAGACGAGAAGCCAUCGGCGAGGGUAUACAGUGGGACAACGUGAACGAGCCGCUGGAGCCCGGUGACAUCACUAUCGUGGAGAUCCUCGUCAUGCUUCUGGUGGACACCGUACUUCACCUCCUGGUCACGUGGUACCUAGACAACGUGUUCCCGGGCGAGUACGGCGUGCCCAAACCGCCCCACUUCUUCCUUAUGGAAUUCGCAGACAAGGUGUCAGUGGCCAACUUGACCUUGAACAUGUAUAAAGGUCAGAUCACAGUUCUUCUGGGGCACAACGGGGCGGGGAAGACCACCACCAUGUCUAUGUUAACAGCUCAAAGGCUAUCGGUCUGCCACUCUACACGCGGAGAUACGGGAGAUGCUGGGAGAGGUGGGCCUGAAGAAGAACAGCUCCCUGCCCGUGUCCAAGAUGUCUGGUGGUCAAAAACGGAGUCUGUCUGUUGGGAUUGCCCUGAUGGGCGACUCUAAGGUGGUGUUCCUGGACGAGCCGUCUAGUGGCAUGGACCCCUCCACCCGGCGCCACACCUGGGACUUGCUCAAGAACAGACGCAGGGACAGAACCCUGGUCCUCAGCACACACUACAUGGACGAGGCGGACGCGCUGGGAGACAGGAUAGCCAUCAUGGCCAACGGAGAGCUGCUGUGCUGCGGCACCUCUAUGUUCCUCAAAAAGCUCUAUGGAGCCGGGUACCACCUGGUGAUAGAGUGUGUGCCGAGGUGUGACGUAGUGCGGCUCACUCUCACCAUCGUCUCCUUCAUCUCCUCCGCACAGCUGGAGUCGGUGGUCCGUACUGAGGUGUCCUAUCUCCUGCCUGACACCACCUGUGCCCAAUCCGAAAAGAGAGACCCUGACACUAUGAGAACAGAUCUCUACAACACCGCAGGCAGUUACCAAGGAGCGCCAUCCGUCACACCUCUGUACCGUCACCGAUCUGCUGAGUACAAGACCGACCCUAGACGCUACAGCGGGCCCCGACUAUGGAUGGCACAGUUCAAAGCCCUGUUCGUGAAGCGAACCAUCAUCACUACACGACACUGGGCUACCACGCUACUCACCUACACCCUCCCGGCAAUCUUCCUGCUCAUCUACAUCUUCAUCGACACCGCUGUGGUGAAGGAUACCGACAAGGUGGAGCCGAGCCUGUUGUACGACCUUGACAUGUACGGCCACACCCGAGUCCUGUACAUAGAGGGGGCCGGGACUGGCCUGCUGGGGGACACCUACAGGGAUCUGGUUAACCGGAAUCACGUCACGGAGGAGUUUCCGGAUGUACCGACAGACCUGGUCCUGAACACGUUCGUCCGCGUCCACCUGGGCCCCUCCUACCACAUCACCACGGGCAACCACCCGCUGCCCAAAAAGGGCGACUCGGAGCUGGCCAUCCUGGUGUUUGAGAGUCUCCGGUCCAGCUUCUUCGUGGGACUCUUCAUCGGGAUCGGGAUGGCGCUCUACGCCUCGCUCGUCGUGCAUUACCUGCUCAGAGAGAGGGAGACUGGCGUGAAACACAUGCACGCGCUGUUCGGCGUGAGCAUGCUCAUGUACUGGCUGCCCACCUUCCUGUGGGAUGCGCUGAGCUUCGUGGUGCCCACCAUCCUGCUCUUCCUCGUAUUCUCCUUCUUCGACAAGCGCGAGUUCUUGGACGACAAGAACUGGCUGCUCAUCCUCCUGGUCAUCUCCUGCUACGUGUGGUCCAUGCUGCCCGCCACCUACGCCGUGCACUUCCUCUUUGACACGCCCUCUAGCGGCUUGGUGGGCGUGGUCAUCAUGAACUUGUUUGCACUUCUACUCAGCGACAUCCUGGUCUUCGAGUUCCAGAAGCCACAGUCCACCAACAAAAGUUUCGGCAAGAUCUUCGACUGGGUCUUCUCGGCCUUCAUCCCGUCCUUCAACCUGUCCCAGUGCUUCGGCUUCAUCCUGCGUAACCACAACACGCACAAGCUGUGUCAGCCGUUACAGCCGGACUGUGAGCGGGGCAUCGAGUCACUGUGUUGUGUGGACCAUCCGGAGAUCUGCAAGUCGCCAGUGCCCGACUCCCAGUGUUUCGAGUGGUCCACGACGUACACCGAGUGGGACAAGGACAAAGGUAUCGGCACCUACCUCCUGUUCAUGAUCGUCCAGGGGCUGCUCGGCUUCCUCAUCAUCUUCGUGGUGGAGUUCGGGACUUUCCGGAAGAUUGGCCAGUGCUGCGUGAAGUGCCGGCCUUUGUCCCUGCAGGGCGGGAAACCCAGGCAGAGCGUGGACGAGGAGGACGUGCUGAGAGAGAGGACCCAGAUCCUGAACUCUGACUCUGCAGCGCUCUCCGAGACCAUGCCUCUCCUGAUGGUGAACUUACACAAGAAGUACGGGAACACUGAGGCAGUUGACCACAUUUGUGCCGGAGUCCCCUAUGGCGAAUGUUUCGGCCUGCUGGGUCAGAGCGGGGCGGGGAAGACAACUGUGUUCCGGAUGUUGACAGGGGAAACAAACGUCACAUCUGGGAAUGCGUAUUUGAAAGGCUACAGCGUUCGCACCAAUCUCAAGAUGGCCCAGAGCCACAUCGGCUACUGCCCGCAGUUCGACGCCCACAUCUGUGAGAUGACGGGUCAGGAAACACUGACCAUGUACGCCCGUCUCCGGGGCAUCCACGCGGGGAGCAUUCCGUCCCUGGUGGACAACCUGAUAGAGAGGGUGCUGCUGGGACCGCACGCCAACAGAGUCUGUGGGACCUACAGUGGGGGUAACAAACGGAAACUGAGCCUGGCCAUGGCGCUGGUGGGUGAUCCCCCCUUCCUGUUCCUGGACGAGCCGUCCUCCGGCAUGGACCCCAAGGCUCGGCGUCAGAUAUGGAACGUGCUCUCCGACAUACGGGCCAGUGGACGCACCAUCGUCCUCACUUCCCAUAGCAUGGAGGAGUGUGACGCGCUGUGUACCCGGCUCGCCAUCAUGCUAAAGGGCGGCUUCAUGUGCAUGGGCAGCCCCCAGCACCUCAAGAGCAAGUACGGCCAGGGCUACACUGUCAUCGUCAAAAUGGGCUGUGAUGAGAAGGGGCAGACCACACCUGGGCAGACUGUCGUGGAGUUUAUACAGAAGUCUAUACCGGACACCACGGUCGCCGACGUGUUCUCCGUGAUGGAGACGUGUAAGCUUGAGCUGGGCCUGGAGGACUACUCUGUCCACGAGACCUCCCUGGAACAGAUCUUCCUCACCUUCACCAAGCUCCAGGACAUGGAGGAGGAGGAUGGGCCGGAGUCGUGUUGGUUCCUACAGGCGGGGUUCUUUGACGACAAGCUGCUCUGUUUCUGAUGCAUCUACAUUCAUAGAACAUGAAUUAUCAUGAGCCUAAGAGCGGAGAAAUAAGAAAUGAGGACCGUGUUUGCCGAUGACUGCUUCAGAUCUGCCACUUCAUGAUGAUAGCAGUGCAUUAUCAUGCGUGCCAUGUAUGUUUUACAGAUAUGUUUAUAUAAAAAUGUGUUUGGAUGUGUAUUUUUGCGU